Molecule: messenger RNA, 1152 nt
Organism: Microthlaspi erraticum
Lineage: Eukaryota; Viridiplantae; Streptophyta; Magnoliopsida; Brassicales; Brassicaceae
Source: the annotation of a GenBank genome assembly
AUGGAGGAAAACUCAGGACUAUCAUCAAUGAAGUUCUUCUCCGAUCAACACCUCUCUUACGCUGAUAUUCUUCCUCCUCACGAAGCGCGAGCUAGAAUCGAAGUCUCCGUUCUCAAUCUCCUCCGAGUUUUGAAUUCUCCAGAUCCAGCCAUCUCCGAUCUCUCCCUGAUUAAUAGGAAGAGAAGCAAUAGCUGUAUAAACCAAGGGAUUCUCACAGAUGUUUCAUACAUAUUCCUCUCUGCGUCGUUUACUAAGAGCUCACUGACGAAUGCAAAAACAGCUAAAGCUUUUGUGCGCGUGUGGAAAGUUAUGGAGAUUUGCUUUCAGAUUCUGCUUCAAGAGAAAAGAGUGACACAGAGAGAGCUGUUCUACAAAUUGCUUUGUGAUUCACCGGAUUUGUUUUCAUCUCAGAUUGAAGUUAACAGAGCCGUUCAAGAUGUUGUAGCACUUUUGCGUUGCAGUAGAUACAGUCUUGGGAUUAUGGCUUCAAGCAGAGGCCUUGUUGCUGGAAGAUUGUUUCUACAAGAACCAGAUAAGGAAGUUGUGGAUUGUUCAGCCUGUGGUUCUUCAGGAUUUGCUAUAUCUGGAGACUUGAAUUUGCUAGACAACACCAUCAUGAGAAGCGAUGCUCGUUACAUCAUUGUUGUGGAGAAGCAUGCGAUAUUUCAUAGGCUUGUGGAAGAUCGUGUGUUCAAUCACAUUCCUUGUGUGUUCAUCACUGCAAAAGGGUAUCCGGAUAUUGCCACAAGAUUUUUUCUUCAUCGGAUGAGCACAACUUUUCCUGAUGUACCAAUUCUUGCUCUAGUAGACUGGAAUCCAGCUGGGUUAGCUAUACUAUGCACCUUCAAGUUUGGAAGCAUAGGGAUGGGUCUUGAAGCUUACAGAUAUGCUUGCAAUGUGAAGUGGAUUGGGCUCCGAGGAGAUGAUCUGAAUCUCAUACCAGAAGAGUCUUUGGUUCCCUUAAAGCCAAAGGACUCACAGAUUGCAAAGAGCUUAUUGUCCUCCAAAAUCUUGCAGGAAAAUUACAGAGACGAGUUGUCACUGAUGGUUGAAACUGGCAAGAGAGCCGAAAUUGAAGCUCUGUAUUGCCAUGGCUAUGAUUAUCUGAGGAAAUAUAUAGCCACAAAGAUCGUGCAGGGCAAAUACAUUUAA